This is a messenger RNA of Acanthopagrus latus (yellowfin seabream), 2398 nucleotides long. RefSeq names its product zinc finger protein 768. Gene Ontology annotation, biological process: regulation of transcription by RNA polymerase II. The record is from RefSeq and is a predicted model, not a curated record. Bases 232 to 1950 code for a protein of 572 amino acids. Lineage: Eukaryota; Metazoa; Chordata; Actinopteri; Spariformes; Sparidae. Gene Ontology annotation, molecular function: RNA polymerase II cis-regulatory region sequence-specific DNA binding; DNA-binding transcription factor activity. The transcript is spliced from 5 exons.
GGGCAUGCGCAGUCUCCUCAAGCAUCGUUAAGCAGUGCUGAAGGAGGCGAGGAGGAAAACAGUAGCAGGGGGAGAGCGGACAGAAGUUGGAUGGCGCUUUCCUUUGUCGCCGUGUCUCUGCGCUUAUGAACGCCGAGCGGGCUCGUCUGCCAGCCGUGAAUUCACACCGUGUGUCGCCGUUUCACGUCCAACUUACUCCUCCGGGGCUUCAUCUAACAAACGGUCGUCAAGAUGAUGGAGGAGUCGGUCUCCACGUUCGAGACCCACCUGACGGCCGUCAUGGACAGCCUGAUCCGAGCCUCCGUCUGCGAGAUCACCAAACUCUUCCAGGAGACGGUGAACGACUACCUGGUGGAGCUGUCCGUCAACAGGAGGGAGAACGAGGCUCUCAAACUGCGGCUGAGGCUCACCGAGAACAAGCUGAGGACCGAGCGCAAGUACGGGAUGGGCUGGGCUGCCCACCGCCGCAGCGCCGGACUGGAGGAGGCGGCCGGAGGGCGGCAGAAACGAAAAGUUGAGGGCGCCCGAGGCAAGUCAAAGAAGAGCCCGGCAGCAGCCUAUGGCAAAGGCUGGCCUGGAGGUGUGUGGGAGGAAGGAGGAGGCGGCGGUGGUGUUGGCGGUGGAGGAGGAGGAGGAAGCGGAGGAGCUGUGGGGAUGGUAGCAGGAGCAGGAGGAAAAGGGGGGAAGGAGGCCCGGGAGAUGUACCUCAUCCAGUUCCCCGGGGAUGAAGAGGAUGAGGGAGGGAUGUUGGAGGACGAGGAAGGGGAGGGGAGUCUCAGCGUUGAGGGGGAGGAGACGGCCAACAUCAAAGAGGAGUUUUGUCAAACAGAGGGCUAUCAACCUGCCUCGCUCCAGCUCAUCAAGGAGGCUUUGAAGAUGGACCCACCCAACAAGAACCUCCGCUCUGGCUCCAGAGCCCAAAGCGAAGGAGACCUGUCGGAUCGUCCCCCGACCCUUCAUCCGGGAGAGCAAGACGAGGAGGACUGGGAGGUGGGCUCAGCAGAGCCAUCAGACGGGGGCAUGACCAUGGAUGAGCUGAGGGGUCUGGAGUCCGCACUGAGGGCUGAGAGAGGCCGCGAGCAGGCUGCCAUGACGGUCUCCCAGAACGUCAGCCCAGAAUGCAAGGUGGUGAGAGGCAGCGAGAUCAGCAUGGCGCCCAAGUACAUUGGUCUGGAUGGAAUGGAGCAGGACGAAGAGCUGGAGCCUCAGCCACCGACCCUGCAGAGAGAGGAGCAGGUAGGACAGGGCAGGUCGAAGGACCCUGUGAGGGCUGCAGUGGAGCUGAGGUUAGGCUGGUCGAAGAAGUUGAGAGAGGGCGACUCAGUCACGUCUGGAGAUGAUGGAAUGGAGUCGGAGCCCAGGUCCCACCUGUCUGCUCCAGGGAGUGCCGGGGAGAGUGGAGGCGAAGAGGAGGGUGGUGGGGACCUGCUGCACUUCUGCCCACAGUGUGGAGGAGGCUUCACCUCAGACACCGAGCUGGAGGAUCACCCCUGUCCACUUGGAGGAUCUCAGUUACAGAACAGUGGAGCGGAGGAUAGCCUUUUCCCCUGUGCCCACUGUGGCAACACAUUCAGCCACGCCUGGGCACUAAAGAACCAUGAGUGCGCCUGUGCCGCCGAGCGGCCGCACUGCUGUGAGAUCUGCGGAAAGCGCUUCACGCACUCGCGCUCACUGGAACGGCAUCAUCUGGUGCACACGGGCGAGAGGCCGCACCGCUGCCCUCAGUGCGGACGCACCUUCAGUCGUCUAGGCAAUCUGGAACGGCACCAGCGGAUUCACACGGGCGAGCGUCCAUACGGGUGUGAGGCAUGCGGAAAGCGGUUCAGUCGCGUGGAGUACUUAAAGAGACACCAGCUCAUACACAACAGUGAAAAGGCGACGCUCCAGUGCUCCAACUGUGGGAGUGGUUUUAGCGAUGUGGAGCAGCUGAAAAACCACCAGUGUUUUUAGAUCCUCUCCUUUGAAUCUCUGACAGAAUUGGAAAGAAAAAGCAGGUUUUUCAUUGAAUGUGGUAGAAUCUAGGUGAUGAAUGUGACUGGUAGAGGCUAAUUUUAUUCUCAGUGAUAUGGAGAUGCCUUUCAUACUCACUGCUAAAAAAGUAAAUACAGAAGGCAAAUGUCCAAAGUUGACAGGAAGUCAGUUGUAAAUGAAUUCCUCUGCACGAGGAGAAAGAAAAUCAAUCUCAGACCUUCAGCCAUUUUAAUUUGAUGUGUUUUCAUUUGUAUGUACAAAGCUUGUACUUAUUUAUGAUGAUCAGUAAUGUACAUUUGUCUUUUUAUCAAUAAUACAGCAUUACAGUCGAUGCUCUUGUUUGUUUCUGACAAUAUAAUUGACAACUUGGUAUUUUGUAUGUUUGUGUUUCAGUCAUAUCAUUAAAAAAAAUAAAUACUUCAACUCA